Molecule: messenger RNA, 1098 nt
Organism: Guyanagaster necrorhizus
Lineage: Eukaryota; Fungi; Basidiomycota; Agaricomycetes; Agaricales; Physalacriaceae
Product: aromatic compound dioxygenase
Exons: 6
Molecular function (GO): ferric iron binding; oxidoreductase activity, acting on single donors with incorporation of molecular oxygen, incorporation of two atoms of oxygen
Source: RefSeq, a predicted model, not a curated record
AUGGUCUGUCUCACGUCUCUUGUCUCCCUCGCUCUCCUGGUUGCAACCAGCGUCGUCGCGCACCCCGGCGAGACUCCUCCGACUUCAGUCCAGCUGUCUCGUCGCGCUCAGCUUGAGACAGCAACCGGCCGUUCCCUUGCGGAUUGUCAGAGCCAUUUUGCUCGACGUGGAUACAAGGACAGGUCAGCUGCUCGUCGUACGGCACUUGCUGAGGAGCUCAGACAGAAACGUGGCAUUGCCACUCGCGCUCCUUACAAACGCGCUCUUACCGUCGAAGAAGUAGUGGACACGAGCCACCUAUCGAACGUAACGGGCCUUACCUCCGACUCUGACCCUUUCUCCUCUAACGCCUCUUGUGUGCUCACUCCCGAGCUCGAGCAAGGCCCGUACUACAUUCAGGGCGAAUACGUCCGUUCAGACAUGCGAGAAAGCCAGACCGGAGUGCCCGCCUAUGUGGACAUUGAGUUGAUCGAUGUCUCCACUUGCGAGCCUAUCCCCGGCGUCUAUCUUGACGUUUGGCAUUGUAAUGCGACUGGGGUCUACGCUGGAAUCGUCGCCUCGGGCAAUGGCGACGAUACAGAUGAGAGUAAUUGGAACACGACAUUCUUGCGUGCGAUCCAGCCGAUAAAUGAUGAGGGAUAUGCUCAGUUCGAGACCAUCUUCCCUGGGCACUACUCUAACCGUGCGACUCAUUUCCACAUGAUCGUCCAUGAAAAUGGAACGAUCUUCGAUAACGGCACAUUCUCUUCCGACGGCCAACAACACAUCGGCCAAGUGUUCUUCGACCAAGACCUCAUCACCGCCGUCGAGGCAACCUCUCCUUAUGUUACCAACACCAUUGCCAUCACGGAAAACGAAUAUGAUCGCGUGUUCACUGCGGGUGUCGAGCCUGACAGUGGAACCGGUGUCGACCCGACCUUGGAGUACGUCUAUCUCGGUGAUGGCCUCUCGGACGGUCUCCUUUUUUGGGGAACAGUCGGUGUAGACCUUACAGCCAGCUACGAGUCUUCUCCUGGCGGUUACCUUACUGAAGCUGGAGGCGUCGUAAACCCCAACGCCACUGCUAUUGGUGUUAAUGGAGUUUCGUCUUCCUCUGGG